Messenger RNA from Danio aesculapii, 1885 nucleotides. Its product is annotated as guanine nucleotide-binding protein G(I)/G(S)/G(O) subunit gamma-4. Gene Ontology annotation, cellular component: heterotrimeric G-protein complex. Gene Ontology annotation, biological process: G protein-coupled receptor signaling pathway. NCBI's taxonomy places the organism in Eukaryota, Metazoa, Chordata, Actinopteri, Cypriniformes, Danionidae. The record is from RefSeq and is a predicted model, not a curated record. The transcript has 2 exons. Bases 64 to 291 code for a protein of 75 amino acids. Gene Ontology annotation, molecular function: G-protein beta-subunit binding.
CACACAAGUGCUCAGUUCCUUGUGUGUGUGUGUGUGUGUGCGUGUGUGUGUGCAGGAAUCAUCAUGAAGGACGGCAUGGCCAACAACAGCACCGCCAGCAUCUCGCAGGCCCGGAAAGCUGUGGAGCAGCUGAAGAUGGAGGCCUGCAUGGACAGAAUAAAGGUGUCAAAGGCAGCGGCGGACCUGAUGGCGUACUGUGACGCUCAUAUACGAGAGGACCCGCUCAUCGUGCCCGUGCCGGCGUCAGAAAACCCGUUCCGGGAGAAGAAGUUCUUCUGCACGAUCCUCUGAGGCCGAGCCGCGGGUCCAGGAGCUCUGCACGUGUCUCUGCUGCUGCGUUUUCAGCAGUUUUCAGCUGUUUGAGCGCAGCCGCCGCAUCUGUUGAUGGUCCGAUCCCUCCUGCAGGGGUCAAUUAACUGGCAACCCAGUCAGAGCGUCUCAUGUCUCGUUAAAUAGGUUCGUUAUUGCUUCGUAAAUUAGAGAACAGCCUUUCUCACUGCUUAUGGGAUGAGAGAUUUGUGUGCGUGUGUGUGUGGGUGUGUGUGCUGGUUUUGGUGGUUUUUGAGAACACACAUUUGUAUAAUGACAUGGGUAUGACCUACAAUGUUGAGGUGUAUGUGCGUGUGCUGGUUUUGUUGGUUUAUGAGGACAUGGCGUGUGUCCUCAUAAUGCAAAACUGUAAAACAUCAUACUUUACGUGGUCUUUUUGCAUUCAAAACGUGCCGCAUAUUUCAUUUAAGGGUUUGGUUUAGUGAUCGGGCAACAUAGUAAGUGUUUUUUUUACUAUAUAAAAUACAUUACACCUAUGGAGAGUAUGGAGAGUCCUUGUAAACCACUCAAAUCAACAUGUGUGUGUAUACUGGUUUUGGUGUAUUUUGAGAACACACAUUUGUAAAAUGACAUGGGUAUGACCUACAAUAUUGAGGUGUGUGUGUACUGGUUUUGGUGGUUUAUGAGGACACAAAUGUGUAUACAAUGUUAGUAUUACAACAUUGAGGGGAUUUAUGAGGACAUGGCUUCUGUUCACAUUAAAAAUUUGCCAUAGGUUUCCUUUGAGGGUUGGGUUUAGUGGUCGGGCCAUAUAUUAAGUGUUUUUUACAGUAUGAUAUGCAUUACACCUAUGGAGAGUCCUUGUAAACCACCAAAACAAAUGUGUGUGUGUGUGUGUGUAAUGGUUUUGGUGGUUUUUGAGAACACAUAUUUGAUUAAUGACAUGGGUGUCACCUAUAAUGUUGAGGUGUAUGUGUGUUUGUGUACUAGUUUUGGGGGUUUAUGAGGACACAAUUGUGUACAUAACGUUAGUAUUACAAUAUUGAGGUGAUCUAUGAGGACAUAGCUUCUUCACGUUCAAUAUUUGCCACAGGUUUCCUUUGAGGGUUAGGUUUAGUGAUACGGCCACAUAUUAAGUGUUUUUUACAGUAUGAAAUACAUUACAUCUAUGGAGAGUCCUUGUAAAUCACCACUUGUAAAUGUGUGUGUGUAUACUGGUUUUGGUGGUUUACAAAGACACAAUGUUGUAUAGUGACAUGGGUUUGACCUACACUGUAAAAAGUUAAUUACUUUACUUAAUUACUUAAAAAAUUAGUAAACCCAUCGCCUUAAAAACAAGUUGAUUUUACUUUUACUUUACUUUUUAUUUAACGAGGCAACGAGUUUACUCUUUUUUUAAGUUGUCAUCUAAUCGCUUUUUACAGUGUAGGUCUUAUAAUGUUGAAGUGUGUGUAUUGUUUUUUGUGGUUUACGAGGACACAAAAUGUGUAUAUGAUGGUAGUAUUACAACAUUGGGGUGAUUUAUGAGGACAUGGCUUGUGUCCUCGUAAUACAAAUCUGUUAGGAAUCAUACUUAAUGUGGUCUUUUUGCAUUCAAAAUUUGCCAUGGGUUUCC